This is a messenger RNA of Pseudophryne corroboree (corroboree frog), 936 nucleotides long. Its product is annotated as olfactory receptor 11H4-like. Bases 1 to 936 code for a protein of 311 amino acids. Gene Ontology annotation, molecular function: olfactory receptor activity; G protein-coupled receptor activity. Gene Ontology annotation, cellular component: membrane. The transcript has a single exon. The record is from RefSeq and is a predicted model, not a curated record. Lineage: Eukaryota; Metazoa; Chordata; Amphibia; Anura; Myobatrachidae. Gene Ontology annotation, biological process: G protein-coupled receptor signaling pathway.
AUGUUGGAAACAAAUAAAACUGUGGUUAAAGAAUUUAUUUUGUUUGCUUUUGCUGAUUUGCAACAGAUCCAGAAUUUACUUGUCUUUGUUUUUUUACUGAACUACAUCCUAUGUAUCUUGGGGAACAUGGCUAUAAUUAUUAUUAUAAGAGUAGAUCCUUCUCUUCAUACUGUCAUGUAUUUUUUUAUUGGUGUAUUCUCCGUUUUAGAGAUUAUGCUUGUGACUGUCAUUGUUCCAAAACUUUUAGCAAAUGUCAUUUCAGGUAAUAAUAUUAUUUCUUUCACUGAAUGCUUUACUCAAAUGUAUAUAUUCAUUUCCUCUGGAUCAACUGAAUGUUAUCUUCUUGCAGUAAUGGCCUUUGACAGACACUUGGCUAUUAAUAAUCCUUUACACUACCAAGCUAUAAUGACGCCUGCUUUUUAUAUUAGUUUGGCUGUUUUACCAUGGAUCAUGGCAUUUAGUAUUAUUUUAGCCCCUGUCAUCACAACAGCUCAGUUGGACUACUGUGGUCCUAAUGUGAUUGACCACUUCUACUGUGACGUGGCUCCGCUGCAGAACUUGGCAUGUUCUGAUGUCUUCAUUAGCAAUAUAGCAACACUCAUAGCUUCUAUGUUAAUUAUUAUUCUUGCAUUUAUUACAAUCAUAGGAUUCUACAUCCAGAUUAUAAUGACAGUUUCAAGGAUAAAGAGUAAGGAGGGAAAACAGAAAGCUUUUUCCACAUGUUCUUCUCAUCUCAUUAUUGCCGGUCUAUUUUAUGGAACAGGCACCAUUGUGUAUGUCAAGCCUAAAGGAGGCCAUUAUGACAAAUAUCUUACUUUUAUGUACACAGUAAUCACACCUAUGAGUAACCCUUUUAUUUAUACAUUUAGAAACAGGGAUAUUAAGAAGGCUUUCAGGAAUUUAAUAAAUAACCUAAUAAAACCAGUUCAGAUGUAA